AUGCAUGCCAUUAAAGUUCCUAAUGAAUCCAGCUUAUUAGUGCAUACUUUCGGCAAAUCACUUACCGGUGGAUUGGAUAGAAAAAAAUCGCUUUCAACCCCAAUCAUACCGCUACAAAAUGAAAAUUAUUUGUGCGUUCCGAAGUUAGGCCAUAGCGGCUUACGCCAGAAACUACCGGAAAUGGGGAUAGAAUUCUCGUUCGACGACAUCGCCAUUCACACAGAAGUGCAUUGUACGACUACGUAUCACACGAUAACAAAAAGUGUGUCACAGUCUACUCUCACGAUUCCAGAAAAUUACAGUUUCACUUCAGUGCAAAUUCAAAUUUACAAACGCCGUUGGUUUUUGUUAGUGCUAACCGUGUUGAGUAUUGCAAUUUCCUACGUACAGUGGAUUCAGUACAGCAUAGUGGCCAAUAUCAUGGCCAAAUAUUAUAACAUUUCUGCAGCGUGGAUUGAUUGGACUUCUAUGAUCUUCAUGGUGAUCUACAUAGUUGCGGUUUUCCCUGUGUCUUACGUUAUGGAUGUAAGAAACAUGCGACAGUCUGCCGUUAUAGGAUCGAUCGGGACGGCGCUAGGCGCGUGGAUAAAAGUUUUCUCGGCUCAUCCCUCCCAAUUUAAAUUAGUCAUUGCUGGUCAAAUUGUGUCGGCGAUUGCUCAAGUAUUUUUACUCAGCAUUCCUUCACGUUUAUCUGCUACUUGGUUUUCACCCGAAGAAGCCUCGUCAGUGUGCGCCUUUGGUGUUUUUGGAGGACAGUUGGGUAUCGCUAUCGGUUUUUUUCUGACACCAAUGAUUAUCGUCAACCAUGCCGACAUUGCUACAAUUGGCGUGGAUCUACAAAUAUUUCUCAUGGGAGUUGCUGGUGUCUCUACUAUGAUAGCUUGUAUGGUGAUAGCGGUUUUCAAAUCAGAACCACCAUUCGCUCCAAGCCAUGUUCAAGCGCUGCAACGAACUAUGAAACCUCGGCGCAAAGACUAUUGGCCAUCUGUAGGACGAUUAAUAAAGGACGAAAACUAUCUCAUCUUAGUGAUCGCAUACGGUAUCAAUGUGGGCCUGUUUAAUGCAUUUUCAACUCUGCUCAACCAAAUUGUCCUAAACUACUUUCCGGAUAGCGCCUCUGAUGCUGGACGUAUCGGAUUGGCUUUAAUUGUACUAGGCUUAAUAGGAUCAAUGGUGUUCGGCUAUCUGCUGGAUACCAGUCACAAGUAUAAGGCAACUGCGGUUUGGGUUUGCCGACUUUCAGCAGUAACGUUGGUGAUAUUCGCCCUUGCCUUGGAAAGCCGAUCUAAAAAACUGUUAGCAGUGGCUUCCGUGUUUCUCGGUUUUUUCAUGACGGGAUUUCAGCCGAUCGGUUAUGAAUUUGCGGCAGAGCUAACUUUUCCCGAACCAGAUGGUCCCGUGAUGGGUAUCUUGAAUAUUUCCACGCAGAUUUUUGGCAUUGUUAUUACUUUGAUGAUUUCUGGCAUUCAAAAGAUAUUGGGCGAUUUCGUGGGUAAUAUAAUAUUUGCUGCGUUUUUAAUAUUGGACGGAAACAUUAUAGGCUUGAUUCGCUCAGAUUUGCGGAGAUAUAAUACACAUCUGGAAAUUGAGAGCGAAGCUGCGAGAGAGUUUGCUGAGGAUGCAAGUGCACACUACGAAAAUAUAUCAAGCUAUGAGGACGCAGCAUUGAAACUGAAAAUAGAUACUAGCAGCUGAUAAGCCAAUGAACUGAAUAGUUUACUAUGAUUAGCGCUAUGAAUUAUCAGCACGUGUAGUUCAGUCGACCUUAAGUUAAAAAUAAAUC
This is a messenger RNA of Anopheles nili, 1783 nucleotides long. RefSeq names its product feline leukemia virus subgroup C receptor-related protein 2-like. The record is from RefSeq and is a predicted model, not a curated record. Gene Ontology annotation, cellular component: membrane. Lineage: Eukaryota; Metazoa; Arthropoda; Insecta; Diptera; Culicidae. Gene Ontology annotation, biological process: transmembrane transport; heme export. Gene Ontology annotation, molecular function: heme transmembrane transporter activity; heme binding. The coding region runs from base 1 to 1695 and encodes 564 amino acids. The transcript is spliced from 4 exons.